CAAAACAUAAUUCUAUACUAAAAAAAUAUUAAAUUGUAGAAUAGCAUAUAACCGUCAAUUUUAAAAUGUAACGCUUGAAAACGUAAAGCUAAUAACCUGUGUAGUUGAUGGCUUGAUGCUCAACCAAAAAAGAAAAAAAUUUUAUCUACAUCGUGAUUUUACCAUAGACUCUAUAAUAUAAAUUAUAGAGUCUAUGGGUUAACGUGAUAUUUACAGAUCUGCCCCCGAUAACAGUUAUAGCUGAUAAGAAGAAUGAAGUAGUCAGAAGCACGGGUUUAGACAACGGUUUGAAGUCUGUAGGAACUACGGAGCCAGAUGCAUUGUUUUUUAUAUCAUGAUACUACGAAAACCUACAAAUUUUAUCCAAAUCAAUUAUCUGGUAUAAUAUUUUGUACUUAAUAUUAUUUUGGUUGUGAUCAUACAAGUUAAGUUCAAAGUAAAAAUACACAUUCACUAUAUAUGAUGUUGUGAUGUGAUUGGUUAUCGCACAUCAGGUUUGUGAUAGUUUUGAAGGAAUAAUUUGCACUUUGGUGUUGUAACCAAUCUGAAAUGUUAAACACAAUAUUAAAUACAAAAACAUAGUGAAUGACAUAAAUGAAGAACUUAUUGGCUGAUAGUGUAAUUCUUCGAACUAAUUCAUCAGUGUUUCAGUUAUAGGUUAAAUAACUACACAAAUAUGGAUAGUCAAAAUCAGCAUUUGGUUGACCAUAAUUAUAAUUUUGAAGGAGUCAAGUUUCCAUACCAAAUAGUAGACCAUGAUUAUGCCUUACCAGUCAUUAAUAUAGAUGAUGAUGAAGGUGUAGAAGAUUUUCCUGAUGAAGAAGAUUUUCCUGAUGAACAAGUCAAUUUUGAAGAACCAACAGUAUACCGAAUUCUCCCCGGCGUUCAACGCAACACAAAAAUAUAUGUUGAUAAUGCUGGUUAUAAAUAUUAUAAAAAAAAGUUUCUAAUCAGUACAAUUACAUUAAUAUGUGAGCGACAGAGAAAUCCAAGCCGCCCGAUGUGUUAUGGUACAGCAACAGUCAGUCGAGACGAGACAGAUAAUCGAAUUACAAUUAUGACUCCUCAUAAUCAUGAGCCUUUAGUAAUUGACAUGAAUGUAUCAUUAUUGAGAGAUGCUCUCGGUGAAAGAUGUCUUGAUCCGGUUAGAACACAGUCUGUUCGGAGUAUUUAUAACAGUGAAAUAACUAAGCAUCAAGAUGCGGCUAAAAAGUACACAUUUAAACAAACACAAGCAAGAGUAAAAAGAAUGAGAAGAUUACGACUACGGCGAUUAGAAUGCCAGGAAUGCUGAUUAUUGUUAAUAAUUAGUUAGUAGAAUUUCAACAGCUUAUAAAUGAUCUCUCGAUUAAAGAUGGUACAUGCAGAUACGAACACGAAUACUACCAGGUUGAUUAGGGAAUGUGUACCAACAGACUAAUGGAUGCAGUGAUUUGUUAAAAUUUCUGAGGAGAACUGGUCAUCAUAAUGAUGAUCUUGUUCACCAAGUCCCCUCGACUUCACACAGACUGCAGCUGUAAGAGUCCAGACAAUUUACUGCCAUUGUGGCGGCACCGCCAACAUAGAAGAAUUUUACCGCCAUUACAGCAGUGAGUGGGGACCUUUAAACAGCUGCUUGUGUUGAAGGUGUUGAGUUCUUAAAUUAGAUAUUGAAUAAUAUAAAAUAUAACAUUAUGUAAAUUACGAUGAUAGCCAACAUAACUCAUUCUACUGCAGAAAUAACAAAUUAAUUUGAUUAAUUAUUAAAAAAUAUUUAUAUUUAAUAUGUACUUAACACCAUCUACCACUGAGAAAGAGUACUAAUAACACACUACUUUGUAUUAGAAAAUCUAGGUGUUUAUUGAUUUUAAUUUUAGUAUUUUAUAAUUUAAUUACUCAUAAAAAACCUAGUAAUGUCCAAUUUCCUACAGAGAUGAACAAAUUGUUGGUAUUCCUUUAGAUUAUUGGUUUAGCAAAUAUUAACAUCUAAUAUUAUUUAUACUGCCAUAUAAGAUACAAAGAUAUGUAAUAUGUAAAGUAGUAUUUUCUAUCCACGAUUUGCCCAUACAGCCCUUACCUCUUAAGUAUUGCACCAACUGUUUUAGAAUAAAAACUACUAUGUUUCAAAGACAAAUUUUCCUAGGCCAAAUCCAGGUGAAGUGUCAAAUAAAUGACUGGUUGCAAACAUUUACUGUAUUCUAAUUCAGGGGUCGGCAACCUUUUUUAUGUCAAGGGUCAAAAAAUAAAUAUACAUUUUUCACGGCCCACAAUUUGAAUAUACUUAUUCUUUAUCACUUAUUCUCAACAAAAACGUACAGUCAUAUGCUCAUAUCAAAUUUGGUGUAUUUAAGUUCAUAAUUAUUAGUAUUAGGUUAGGUAUAUUAAUUCUACAUAGUGUCUAAUAUGGUAACAAUGUUUUAAUCCACUGUUUCCAGUCCACAGUAUAUAGGUAGUUUGUGGUUUUUAUUUAUUUUUUUUUUACUCCCGGCCUACGUACAAUAUUGGUAUAUGAGUUGCAUACUUGCGUGCAAAGCUCGAGGGCCGCGCGUUGCCGACCACUGUUCUAAUGGGGGAAACCCCCUCUAGAUUUAAAGAUUUUGUUUCAUUUUCAUUAAUUAGUGUGCUCAACUAUUUUUUUUUACUAAUUCAAAUGAACGUAAAACCACGAUGUAAACCAAAGAGUUUUUUUAUA
This is a messenger RNA of Myzus persicae (green peach aphid), 2671 nucleotides long. RefSeq lists its product as uncharacterized. The coding region runs from base 677 to 1294 and encodes 205 amino acids. The record is from RefSeq and is a predicted model, not a curated record. The transcript is spliced from 8 exons. NCBI's taxonomy places the organism in Eukaryota, Metazoa, Arthropoda, Insecta, Hemiptera, Aphididae.